UUCACAUAUACAUUGACAAUCCAUUGUAAUUUAGUCAUCUAAAAGCUUGAUCAUCACUACCACCCGGAUCCCAUAAAUCCCGGAGUCACUAUCUGAUUGAUUGAUUGAUUGAUUGAUUGAUCACAAUGGAACCCAAAUCCCCUUCAAAAUCAAAGCUUCCAAUUUUGGGGCUUUUUCAUCACUUCAAACUAGCCAUCACAAUUGUAUCACUUACACUUUUAAUAUUAACUGGUUAUUUCUUUAUUCGUAACCCGGGUUUGGGUUUUGCUACAAAUACUUCAUAUUUCACUGUUGUGUUAGACUGCGGAAGUAGUGGGACAAGAGUAAAUGUAUAUCAGUUCAGUAAUCAAGAUUUGAAAUUUCCAGUUUUGUUACGUUCUUUUCCUGAUAAUUUAACAAAGAUCGAUGAUCGGAAAGAUGGUUGUGCAUACCAUUGUAUGCAAACUGAGCCCGGGUUAGAUAAGUUUGUGGGGAAUGCGUCUGGGGUUAAGGCGGCUUUAGAGCCAUUGAUUCGUAGGGCGGAAAAUUGGGUGCCUUAUGACAGACAUAAAGAUACUCCGAUAUUUGUGUUGGCUACGGCCGGAUUAAGAAGGUUGAGUAAGGAUGUUGUUAAGAUGGUUUUGGAUGAUGUGGAGGAUGUUGUUAAGUUACAUGAGUUUAAGUAUAGGAGAGAUUGGAUUCGGGUUUUGAGUGGUGAAGAAGAGGCUUAUUAUGGUUGGAUUGCUCUGAAUCGUUACAUGGGUGUAUUUGGGAACACUUCAAGAUUGCCCACUUUAGGCCUUCUUGAUCUUGGAGGUUCUUCGUUGCAGGUAGCUACAGAGAUCAAAGAGGCGAAAGUGGAUGAUCAUGGUGUUUUUGAUUCAAAGAUUGGUUCUUUUGAGCACAAGAUUAUGGCAGCUUCAUUGCCGGCUUUUGGAUUGAAUGAAGCUUUUGACAGAACUGUUGUUAUGCUUAGUGAAUCGAAAGCGUUUAUUAAUAGGGAUUUAGAACCUUUUGAAAUCAGCCAUCCAUGUCUAGGUUAUGGAUUUAUGCAUAACUACACUUGCCAUGGCUGCUUUAAAGGAAAUUCAACUAGGAAAACGAGAGGAAUUAAUACUUUUUCCUUGAAUUUAGUUGGGGAUCCAAAUUGGGAGAAAUGUAAAGUGCUAGCAAGAGUUGCAGCCAUUAAUUCAAGCAGUUUGCCAAAUUGGUCAAAGCUAUCAGAUGAUUCAUACUGCGAAGGACUUUCUUCAAAGAGUGGUGAAAACAUACUCAAUAAGUUUGAAGGUAAUAAUUCAGUUGCACGCUUCCAUGCAUUAUCUGGAUUCUUUGCUGUUUACAAUUUGUUAAACUUGACUUCAUCAGCAAAACUAUCAAACAUGUGGGAGAAAGGCCAGGAAAUUUGUUCAAGAUCAUUGGCUGGUUUAUCCAGCUUGCCAAUAAAGCAUAAGUAUGCUGAUUUUUUCUGUUUUCGAGUUCCUUAUGUAGUUUCACUCAUUGAAAACACCCUUUGUGUUGGCGAUAAAGAUAUUAUAUUUGGUCCAGGCGAAGUUUCUUGGACAUUAGGAGCUGCAUUAGUUAAAGGAAAAUACUCAUGGCAAAGUGACACUUCUAGAGCUCAGAGUUUCAUUUCAUAUAUUAGAUUUAAGAGGGUGAUAUUCUCACCUUACUUUCUUUUUGUUCUUCUUGCAUUUCUUCUAUUUAUUGUAUAUCGUAGCCAGGUUAAGUUGCCUAUGUUAGGAAGGAAGGUGGCGUCUUUGCCAUCUUACAUUGGUCCCAAACGUAGGCCUGCCUAGGGAUCGUGACAGUUGAUUCAUACAUGUAACUAUUACUUGUACAUCAACAAUUGAUUCAUUAUUUUUCUUUACAAAUUGUGAAUAACGAUGACAAAACUCCAUGCUC
Molecule: messenger RNA, 1881 nt
Organism: Erigeron canadensis
Lineage: Eukaryota; Viridiplantae; Streptophyta; Magnoliopsida; Asterales; Asteraceae
Product: probable apyrase 7
Exons: 2
Coding region: 126-1775 (549 amino acids)
Biological process (GO): nucleoside diphosphate catabolic process
Cellular component (GO): membrane
Molecular function (GO): nucleoside diphosphate phosphatase activity
Source: RefSeq, a predicted model, not a curated record